CAGAGGAAAGCGUGAGUGCUACAGGAGCUGGCUCUGCUCAGGGUCUCCCAUCGCUGACAGAGCUGCUGCUGCUGCUGCUGCUGUUUGUCUAGCAGUUUUGUGGUGCUGUGAGGAAAUAAGAGAGGGGGGACUCAGUAUCCUCCAAACCAGGAACUAGCCCUGCUCUGCAUCUCCGUAUCGCUCUGGAAACUAAGCUACAAAGGACCUGCCGCUCCUCUCCAGCAGCCCACCCUCACCCUACCUGAACCCUCCUAUUUUCUCCCUCUGCCCUUGUCCUCGGCGGUUCCUCCGAAAUCCCGGGCCGGUAUAUGGAUAGAAGUUCCUUGUUUCAGCUCAUACAGGAGCAGCUGGACCCAGAGAACACCGGUUUCAUCGCAGUGGAGAACUUCACCAGUUUGGUGGAGCACCAUGAGCUGCAACUGGACCCCUCCAAGCUGGAGAUGCUGUUUGCCCUGGUGCAGAGCAACGAGGAAGGGCAGGUCUGCUACCAAGAGCUCAUUGAGCUGAUGAGCAGCAAACGUUCCAGUAGUUUCCGGCGGGCCAUUGCCAAUGGCCGCCGCACACUGCAGAGGGAGAUCCUGUUGGAUGAGACGGGUCUGGGAGUCUACAAGCGCUUUGUGCGCUAUGUGGCCUAUGAGAUCCUGCCCUGCGAGACUGACCGCCGCUGGUACUUUCAUCAGAACCGACUGUGCCCACCUCCUGUCUUUAUGGCCAUCAUCACCGUGGUCCAGAUCAUCGUGUUCCUCUGCUACGGUAUCAUGCUGAAUAAGUGGGUGCUGCAGACCUACCAGCCCGACUUCAUGAAGAGCCCCCUGGUCUAUCACCCUGGUCACCGAGCGCAGGUGUGGCGGUUCUUCAGCUACAUGUUCAUGCACGUUGGGUUGGAGCAGCUGGGGUUCAAUGCUCUGCUGCAGCUGAUGAUCGGGGUCCCCCUGGAGAUGGUGCAUGGCAUCCUGCGGAUCAGCCUGCUCUACAUGGCGGGUGUGGUGGCUGGCUCCCUGACUGUGUCCAUCACGGACAUGAGAGCUCCAGUAGUGGGGGGAUCUGGGGGGGUCUACGCUCUGUGCUCUGCGCAUCUGGCCAACGUUGUCAUGAACUGGGCCGGGAUGCGUUGCCCGUACAAGCUGCUCAGGAUGAUCCUGGCUCUCGUGUGUAUGAGCUCGGAGGUGGGGCGUGCCGUGUGGCUGCGCUUCUCCCCGCCCCUGCCCUCCUCGGGCCCUCAGCCCAGCUUCAUGGCCCACCUGUCGGGGGCAGUGGUGGGCAUCAGCAUGGGCCUGCUCAUCCUGCGCAGCUACGAGGAGAGCCUGCAGCGCCAGUGCUCCUGGUGGGUCAUCGUCUUCUCCUUCAUCACCUUCCUCCUCUUCGCCAUCUUCUGGAACAUCUUUGCCUACGAGCUGCUGGGCGUACAGAUCCCACCCCCUCCCUGAGGCAGGAUCCCGCCCCCACUCCCUCCCAAUCUGUCCCCCUCCCAUACAGCCUACUCCAUCCCUGCCCACACAUCGGUUAGGUAAAUUCAGGCAUACACCCACAGCACUGAUAUCUUGUUGGGAAACCAAACAGAACAGCAGUGCUACACUUCCUGUCACGUCAAACUAUUGUGUUUGACUUGCCGUGGCUUUGCAGGACACAUUCACUUCACACAGGACCAGGACCAAAUGUAGCUUAUAGCUCUGAAGUCACCUCUACAGAACAUUCUCACUGCAGCAGCAACAUGCCUCUUCAGCUGAUACUCACACCAAGCCCAAACCAGUCAAAGAGCGGCUCUCCAUAAAGCUGCACCUCUAUUAUCAACCAGGAGGACCCACUACUGAACCUCCUCACAAUCAUACAAAAUGGGGGCUGGCCCUUAAGGUGCUUUUCAUUUGAAUUAUUCUGUAUCCAAACAUACCACCCAUUGGUUCCCAAAAGUAGCAUACAUUUUGAGUGUAAAUUGCUGUCAAAACUAUCCGCACUGUGCAAAUCAAAACUCAGAGGAGUAGAUUAGAAUUUGAGUGGGUAUGAAGAGAGCAUGGCGAUGGAGGAGGGAGGUAAAAGCUAGCAGACCGCCCUGAGACCAACCAGAUGGUGCCCUGCCACUGCUGGUGAAGCCCCUGCUUGGUUACCUGCUCCCUGACUCACUUUCAGCAUAAGGUCGCCAUUCCGGCAGGUUUUAGCAGACCUAAAACUGGCGCCGCACCACGUCCGCUCCCCACCCUGCUAAAGAGGGGAAGAUCACACCUGCCUCACUCCAUGCCGCAGGAGUCACACAUACUGGACACCUACACAAGGGUUUCCGUACUGCUCUUCAUGAAAAAGUCCCCCCACUGCCUGAUCACUUAAAUCAGGGGGCGAAACCCAGGAGACAUUUGCCUUUGCCUGUUCGACCAGACAGACACACUGGGGCGUGUGGACACACCACCUCCAGCCCCUUGUCCCCACUGCCCUCUUGGGCAAUGGGAGCAGUCAGUGCCCUGUCUUAUACCUCAGUGUCUGAUUCUUAGGAACUGUCUACUUUUGUAAAGGAAUGUAUGUAAUUUAAAAUCAUCUUUCUGUUCUUUGUUAGUAGAUAUGCGUACAAACGACGUGUUAAUAAUUUCCAGUGUUAAUUAAAUCUUAUUUUUUCUUAGUUGGGGAAAAAAAGAAUAUGAUUUAAAUGGUGCAUAAUUAUUAUUGCUAGACAUACGUAUUACUAUUAUUAUCUCUAUUAUGACUGAUCUGCUUAAAAAGAAACUCUAGAAAGAGUCCCAUGUUCAAAUGGAAAAUGCCUGUGUGGCCAGUUAACCCUUCUGUUUCUUUUUCAAAAUAAGCCAUAGAAGAACCAAAUCAAUACAGGACAUAUCCAAAUAAAUUAAGUCAAAACAGCAUUAUUUUUAAAAAGGAAAGGAGGGGAUCCUGGAAAGUACACUGGUACAAUAAAUUGAGCAGAUCCCAAAAUGGGCUUGUCCUUUUGCGGACGUUCUGUUGGGUAAAAGUCGAUAUGCAGAAGAAACGACAACAAUUUUGAGGCAAGAAGAUGCAAAGCUAUGUAUAUGCUGCUUACCUUGAAAUCCAUGCUGUCCUUCUUGUUGAAAACAUACUUGUAUUGUUUUAGUCCUUUCAUUAGGCCUGACUUUUCUGCUGUGUCUAGUAGGACAGGAUGCUGCUGAAUACUGAUGUCUGCGAGCAGGCACAGCUAAUGAUGCUGCAGGAGGCAUUCGGCUGCCAGGGCUUAGGCCUCUGGUCCCUCCUGGCCCUUAUUAGGACUCUGAGAGCUGUGAGUUUUUCACGACUGGAUGUUAAAUUGAUGCAGUGCCAAUGCCCAGCUUGAGCCAAGAACGCAUUUAUGAGCUACAUACUUUAAAAAACGCUGUUCCUAUUUUUCUUGCAUCUUUAACAAGGUUGUAGACUAAAUCUUAGUUGUUCAUGCCAAGGCCAACUAGCUAUUCAUAGUAAAUUCAUAAUAAAGCAUUUAGAUUGGCUGGUCUGUAAUAGUUGUAAUAUAAUGGAACAUGGAUAUAUAAUUUCCUGAUAAGCUCUGAUAUGUUUGUUGCAUUAUUUGCCAAUGUUGCCAGUUUGUUCUGAAUAGUGUAAUCCCUGCAUUUAAUAGAAAUGUGUACAUAUAGUACACGUUUCUGUGUAAACUGGAAAAGGGCUCCUUUAGUGUGCUGGAACAGGUUUAGGUAACAUCUGUGUUUUCCCAGGGAGGUAACCGUGGCUGUUAACCACAGAUGCUCAUUGGAACACAAGCCACAUUGUACCUUGGCAGCUGCCUGUGCACUACCAGAAAGAGAGAUACUCUGAGGAUGAGAGGACCCUAGACCCUCUAGCAGGAGCUGCCCCUUGACUUUGCGAGUACGAAAGCACAGCCCUCCACCCACACUGGCUGAAAGCACAUCCGUCGACACUGACGAAGGCGCCAAAUAGAACUGAACGUGCAGCUACAUCUCCCAAUGUGCUGUGAUAGACGGUGAUAUAGUCUGAUUAGGAGAUGGACUGAGAUGGCAUAUUUGGUUUGAGAGUCCGAACCACAGCUUCUGUUCAUCUCUUGGGGUGGAAAUGUGUCAGGCAGAAUAGCAUAAUGGAGAAGAUAUAGAAAAAUGAUUACACCAACUGAAAACUCAACAGAUUAAACAUGCAAAUAAGAGGCAACAGGGAGUUCUCAGCAAGAUGGCCUUGGUCAGGUGACAUUAUUAAUGAUGAAGUAUUGCAUGCAGGCCUACCCCAUUUAUUUCCUAAUUUAUUUUAGAAUAAUUAGAAUAUUGGAUGUAUAAAGAAAAUGCAUGCUCAAGUCCUACAGUAGAAUUUUUAGAACAUAAAGGCCAUCCUGCAUAACUUGGGUCAAAAAUGGGCUAAUGGCCAAGUUAGAACUACCAUUUCACACAACCUUAAAGUCAACUGAGAGAAAAUGCAGAGAACUGUGGAGAAUUUUCUUAGAUAAGGGAAAUGUGCCUCUGGAGCUGUGUGUUAUUGACAACUUCCCCGUGCUGUGAAAUAUUUGCUGCUUUAGUUUUAUCUGUAGAAAUACAGGGCUGUAGAAAUGCAAGUCACAAUCUAACUACACCUUGUGUGUUUGCUAGCCAUCUCACCACUGGCAGGUAAACACGGCUGGUUGUAAUAAUGAACUUGCUGUGGUGAUAAAGUCACUAGGACAGUCGCCAUGCCUUUUGUGGUUCUUCACACUGGGUUAGAAUGACUGAUUUAUUACUCUGAUCUAUGACUGUACUUCUUAUAUCACAUUUAUAUUCAUCAGACGCGUUUAUUCAGAGGAACUUGCAGAGGUGCAUAUAAAAAGGUUUAGCCAACAAAGUGCAGAUGCCAAGUCAUUAGGGUCACAAGCGACAGUAGCCAUUAAUACAUACAGUAACUUAUCUCGUAGUAGUAAACAUAUAAACUCACAACAUAAAGUUAAGUGCCACAGUAGGUGUAAUGAGGAGAGGGAGAAGGUAGUGGCUCAAGUAGGAAAUGGGUUUGAAAUCUUAAUAAAUGUUCAGAAUUCUGCUUUAGGUGAGCAGAGAUGCAAUGUGCGUUUUCAGUCUGCGGCAGAAGGUGGACAGUGACUCUGUUAUCCUGACUGUAGUGGGGAGCUCAUUCCACCACUGGGGGGCCAGAGAACAGAAAUGUAUGAAUGGCACGAGAGACCUUUAACGGAACAGACAGUAAGACAACCGGCAGAUGUGGAGUAGAGUGCUCUGGCAGGAGUGUAAGGUUUGAUAAUAAAUUGCAGGUAAGCGAGUAGGGUUCUUGGUGGAGAGCACUGCAGUGAGUCCAAUAGGGUUGACUGAUCAGCACAUAGUACUGCUUAAUAAGUGUAAAUAUGAAUAAAUGAUCUUUCAGUCCUUCACAAACUUUACAGUGGUAGAGUUUCAAAGUGACAGAUAACAGGAAUGACUGUUAAAAUUUUAGGGGAAAACUGUUGGCAUUUGUGUUUGAAUAUUAGUGUGUUUGUGUGAAUAUUUGUGUGUGGUGGGGGCAGUGGGGAGGGUGGUAUAGAGGAAGGGAAAAAAAGAGUAUGUGUUGAUGGAAACUUGAGGAAACAGAGAAAAAAAAAAACAUAGGAACACAAACACUAUUCCUUUCUUGCGUAUGUGGUGCCGUAGAACACAUUGCUGACAUUUAUGGCCAUUCAGAGCCAGGCAAAUGGAUAAAUAAGUCAGAAUGGCUUCCGUUGUCUUGCUCCAAUUUAAUGUGUAUUACUUCUUUAUGUUUAGUAAUUACAAGGAAACACACACUUUUAGGUUUUCAGAGCAUCAAUUACAGUGUGUGAAGCAGCCGAGGGGAAAAUGAACAUGUCCUCAUAACUCUGUGGUGCCAGAGCGGAAUAAAACCAGAGAGAGAUGCUGAUUUUCUGCAUUUCUCCACAACUAAACAGAAUGCCUAAUUGCCUAGCACUGGGCUGGGGUCCAAACACAUCUGCUAUGAAUGGGUAUUUACCCUAAGUUAAAUGACAUAAGGAAAGGGCUGGUGAAUUUGUGCCUCACACAGACAAAGGAAAACAGGCUCUGAUCAGGCCAGGGAGAAAUGUGAAAGGGGCAACUUCUCCUUAACUAAACCCUACAGUUUCAGGUGAUUUGGCAGCAGUUGAUACUUAAGCUUCCACAUGCUUCAAACAAACCACUGUUCGGAACGUUGGAGGGUGUCGGAAAGGUCCUUUCGGACAUUCGGAUUGGAGGAGUCUGUCAGAAAUUUUUUGUAACUUUCUGAAACCGACCUUCCAAAGUCCACGCCCACUUUCCACAGUGAUUUGACAGGUGUGUAAUGGGCAGGGUUUCAGGUGGUCUGCAAAUUCUCAAAUGUAAUUUGUAGGGAUGGGCAUGCUGGCUUCUUCCAGAGAGUCAGAUCGUUUGGCUCAGCUCACCAAUAAGAGCACCAAUAUAGAUCCUGCAAUUACAAUGUGCAAAACUGCUGCAUUCAACUCAGAACUAAACUGGACACUUUUCUUUCUUCUUCAAUUAUUAUUCCUACUACAAUAUUUCCUGAUAGUGGUUUUAUUUCUUUUUGGCCUAUUUAUCUAUAUGCAUAAUUGUUGACUUAGUGUGGAUUCUCUUUUGCUCACAGAUGGAGCUUGUAAAUAAUAUGGCUAUUAAAUAUUUCCACAAUGUCAUAUAGAUAAAUCUAUUGUGAUUUAAUUAGAAUGACAUAUGGUAAUAGGCUAUCAAAUGAGGACUGUUGCUGCUCAGUUCAAAAACUUUACUUGUUGAGCACGUCACCCAUCUCUCUUUCAGCACAACACUGCACAGUGAUUGACUGAUUAAUUGACCAGUUAGGACAUUCUUUUUACAUAGAUACAGUUGGCAGAUGAGAAGACAACAUAUAACACAUCAAUGCAGUUUAUUGUCUAUAGUCUUUAUUUUAUUAUUUUAAUGGUAUAGUUUAUUAAGCCACCAGUCAUUAAGUCAGAUAUCAUAGGAUAGAGUUUAGUGUACAAACAGCAACCCGGUCUGACAUGGUCGGACAAAGCAUUCUAUGAACCCGUUCGCUUGAAGCAUGUGGAAAACUUCAUAGGGCACUGGAGAAUAUAAAUCGUGUAGGAAAGGUACCUUAAAAAAUACAGCUGAAAAGCUGACAUGCCUUCAUAUCUGUCGUGAAAAGUGUUGUAUCACAAUACCUAUUAAUAUUACUGAGGGCUAUGCGUUAGUAAGACCUGUGUCUGCACUGUUACACAACUGCUUUGUUGUGGGAGUGAAUCAAAUAAGUUUCUGUUGACCUAAUUACUGUCUUGCUGAAAUGCCAAUAUUUGUACACAUAUGGCUAGUUAGGUAAACAGCCGCAUGGACAGUGUACUGGAACAGCUUGUGAGGUCAUACACUGUGACCUAGAGUGCAUCAGUAAACACACAAUGGUUUUUGCUUCAUUGGCUCACUCUCUAAGCUCAAACAUACUCUUGAGAAGCUGUUUGAAGCAGAAACCAGCACACUCACCCAGCACCCCACACUCUGCUCCAAAACACAUCUUGUGUCACAUCAUUUUUGACAGACCAAAUUACAACACAAAAGGCUUAGCUAUAUUGCACGCCAGGGAUAUGAGAUUUACUGGUCUUUAUAACCUUCUGUUUCCUUGGGAUAAAUCAAGCCUUCAAACUAGUGAAAUUUUUGUAGGCCUUUCAGUGUGUUCUCUUUAGUCUUCUUACCCAUAUCAAAUACAGAAAAUACUUUGCUUUGAUGCUAUUCCAUUUUAAUUUACCAUUACUGGUAUUUUACAAAUUCUAGGUGCAUCAUCUUGUGUUGAAAAAAUUCACUGGAUGUAGUUAGCUAGUUGGGUGUGAUAAUUUAUGACUUUCUCGUCACUUCGUCACGCAUUCUAAAAAGUAUUACCUCCUGAUCUUAAACCCUUGUGCUCUUAAUGAAAAUAUAAUAUUAGAUACAUCUACUUUACGCAAAAAUCUGUCUGCAUUGGGGACAUUUUAAAUCGACUCCUUACUUCAUUUUUCCACUGUUUGAUGACUAUAUAAUAGCAUUAAUGUGCUAAAUAUUUUACAAUGAUGCAGUCUACUGUAACUGUUUGACAGAAAAAAACACUGUUGUUAUUAAUCACAAUAACAACCAACUUGAUAACUUUAUUUAAUUUAUGGAUCUCUCCUAGGGUGAUGAUUUCCUAGAGAUAAUCACAGAUGUAGCACCACUGUUAAUUUAAA
Molecule: messenger RNA, 8089 nt
Organism: Anguilla rostrata (American eel)
Lineage: Eukaryota; Metazoa; Chordata; Actinopteri; Anguilliformes; Anguillidae
Gene: rhbdl1
Product: rhomboid, veinlet-like 1 (Drosophila)
Exons: 8
Coding region: 309-1427 (372 amino acids)
Cellular component (GO): membrane
Molecular function (GO): serine-type endopeptidase activity
Source: RefSeq, a predicted model, not a curated record